AUGACUUCAACUUUAGUAUCAAUUCUGGAUUAUGAAGAGGAAGCUCGGAAGAUUGUUCCCAGGAAUGCUCUCAACUACUACCAGAGGGGGGCAACCGAUGAGGUGACAUUGGGCCUUAACCGGAAAAGUUUCAACAAUAUCCGUAUUCUCCCUCGAGUUCUCCAGAGCCACUCCAAAAGGGACAUGACCGUCAAAUUAUUCGGGCAACAGUACUCGAUGCCGAUAGGGAUUUCUCCGACAGCGAUGCAACGGAUGGCUCAUCCGGAUGGAGAAGUUGCUAGUGCCAAAGCUGCAGCAAGCCGGAACACUCUUUUUGCGUUAAGUACUCUUUCUACCAGCUCUCUGGAGGAAGUUUCCGAGGCGACCCCUAAAGUGCCCAAAUGGUUUCAGCUGUACAUUUUCAAAGAUCGAAAAAUAACGGAAAAGCUAGUGCGUCGUGCGGAAAAAGCCGGUUACCAAGCUAUCGCUCUAACUGUGGAUGCUCCAACGUUGGGGUUGCGGAGAGCCAGUCUCAGAGAACAUUUUUCGUUGCCACCUCAUUUGAAGCUCGCUCAUCUCGAAAGUUCAUUCAAUGGUACGAGGAUUACAGAACAGUACAUUAAUGAAGAGCUCCUGGAUCAAAAUCUCUCAUGGAGCGAUGUGAAACGAUUGGUCAAGUUUACCAAAUUACCUGUGAUCGCUAAAGGUAUUCUUACCAAGGCCGACGCCAUGGCUGCAGUCGAGGCCGGUGUUCAUGGGAUUUGGGUCUCAAACCAUGGAGGUCGUCAGUUAGAUUCUGUUCCAUCAACAAUUGAAGCCCUUCCGGAAAUUGCGGCUGCUGUGAGGGACUCUACUAUAGUUAUUUUCGACGGGGGAGUAACGGCAGGAACAGAUGUGUUCAAGGCGCUAGCACUUGGGGCUGAUAUGGUGAUGUUUGGGAAACCAACUCUCUGGGGUCUGGCCGUUGAUGGACAGCAAGGUGUGGAGAAUGUUCUGGACAUCUUACGAAAGGAGUUGGACUUCGUUAUGCUGCUGGCAGGCUGCAAUACCAUAGCGGAUAUAACCAAAGACCGAGUGAAGCAUGAAAAGGAAUUUGAGACACUUUAA
This is a messenger RNA of Uranotaenia lowii, 1086 nucleotides long. Its product is annotated as 2-Hydroxyacid oxidase 1-like. The transcript is spliced from 3 exons. The coding region runs from base 1 to 1086 and encodes 361 amino acids. Gene Ontology annotation, molecular function: oxidoreductase activity; FMN binding. Lineage: Eukaryota; Metazoa; Arthropoda; Insecta; Diptera; Culicidae. The record is from RefSeq and is a predicted model, not a curated record.